UUCCUUCCUAGCCUUCGCUUCACUUAUCUAGGGUAUGCAUUUUUCUAAAAAGGAAAAAAAAAUGAGCAAGAGAGAAAGAGAAAGAAGCAAUGGGAGUUGUUAGAAGAAAAAUGGAGAGUUUAUUUCACAUUCUAAUUUCUACUUGCCUGGCUUUUGGGAUCUCUGGUGGUUUUCUUAUUAUCCAUGAGCUAAAACAGCAAUGUAUUUAUGAAAGCAAUAAAACAGUAUAUGUGGGAACAUGCAACCUGACCAAUAUAAACCAGCAGUGGAGAUGGAUGAAGAAUGAAAAGCUCCUCCAUGUUAGAUCUGGCCAAUGUCUGGCUAUCAGCAGGUUUAAGGCGGCCCAUUCGCGCAAAGCCAUCACCACCAACUGCUCUGAGGCACCCAGUUGGACCUGUCACAGCAGGGAAGGACUCCUUGAGGUGAAAAACAGCUUUCUGUUCCUCAAGAAACAAGGCUCGACGGUAGUAGUGAAGAUGGGGAGGAAAUACCUUCAUAGUUGGAAAAGAAUUGACGUCAGCAAGAAGGGAGAGACUCUCCAUGACAACCUGUGCUCAAGGAAUGAUUUUGAAGAUGCUGAAACAUUUGUUCGAACUACUAGAAGCACAGCCCUUACAUUUAAUUCUAUAACACACAGUCCACAGAAUGUUCUUGGCACUAGCAGUACGGUGGUUUUCAUCAGCAAUGUCACAGAAAGCAACAGUAAAAACAUGGGCAAAGUCAACCCUACCCAGAAUGUACUUGAAGUGACAAAAACACCCUGGAUUCCCACACCUACCCAUCAUUUCUCUACCACCAAAGAACAGAGUGGUCUAGGAGCUCCAGUAAAAUGCACCAUCAACCAGACAGAUUGGAAGGUCUCCAGCCAGUCUGUUCAUCUCAGGUGGGACAGUUUGGGAUAUCCCUGUAACUUCAGCGUUACCUGCAACUCCCACAAUGCUUUGUACAGGGUUUGCCAGCCCAUCCAGAAAGUCAACGGUUCCUAUGAAUGUGACUACAAUGGCUUGGAAGCAGGGACUUGGUACCAUAUCAGGAUUGUCUCUCUGUCUGAUGGAGAAACCAGCAAUAUCACAUUGCAAACAGACCCCUUGCCACCUGCGAGAUUUGAAAUUAAGAAAGAAGGAAUUACAACCACAACCUUGCAGGUGUGGUGGAGCCCAUCCUUAGGAAAAGUAGACUGGUAUGAGCUGCAGUUACUUGAGAGUAACACCAACAAAGUCCAUGAGGUCCAAGUUCCUGGAGGCCUUUCAAGAAAUGAACAGACAUUUGCCAAUCUCACCCCUGGAAGCAGAUACACUAUAUCGAUCAGUGCAGCUGCUGGAAAUAAAAAGAGCCCUUCAACUAACAUCAGUGGUUCUACUGCUCCUUCUCCAGUAGAAAAUAUCCAGGUCUUAGUCAAGGCUGAAACAAUCCAUGUUUCGUGGUUGCCAGGUGGUGGAAAUGUGGAUCAAUACGGGCUGGUUUUGCUGGAUAAAGAUGGUCCAGUUCAACAAACGGAUCUAGAGAAACACUAUUUGGCAUACAAUUUUUCAGGACUAACACCAGGACGUCUGUAUAAUCUCACUGUCAUUUCCAAAGCUGCAGGGCUGGAGAACUACAAUUUUAGACUAAUUAGGACUGUUCCAGCCAAAGUUUUAGAUUUGGUGGUAACUAAUGACGGCAGCUUGGAUACCCUAAAAGUGACGUGGAAGGGGCCUCCAGGAAACCUUGAUUUCUACAAUGUCACUUUGUUUCAUCUCGGAUCUGUUAAAGAAAGGAAGUCUUUAGAGUCACAUGUUACAGGGACAUACUUCAACAAACUAGUAUCGGGACGUCUUUAUCAAGUUGAUGUCAACACAGUCAGUGGUGAAUUGUUCACUGAAGCGACAGCAUAUGGCAGGACAGUUCCCCAGAAAGUUUCAGAGCUGAAAGCCGACAGCAUGGGCUCAUUAAGAGCUCUGAAAGUGAACUGGUUGCCCCCUACUGGAGACUGGGAGAAGUACUGUAUUGUGCUGUUUGACCAUGCUACGGUGCUGCUGAAUACUACAGUGGAGAAAGACCAAAGGGAAUAUAUUAUCACUGGUUUAAGGCUUAUUCCAGGAAGACAGUAUGAGGUGGAAGUUACUGUCAUAAGUGAAGACUUGAAGAACACAGCACGCUGCAAAGGCAGGACAGCUCCACAGCCAGUCCUCCAGCUCCGCGUAAAGCACGCCAAUGAAUCCUCUCUCACCAUCAUGUGGGUGACGCCUCUGGCUGAGUGGGAUGGUUAUGUGGUUUCACUGGGAGACAGAAGCCUCACGGUCAUAAACAAGGCUCUUGCAAAAGAAGCCAAAGAAUUCACUUACACAGACCUGUUACCUGGACGGAAGUACACGGCUACAGUCACCAGCAUAAGUGGGGAUCUGAGCAAUAGGACUUCUGUUGUGGGACGCACAGUUCCGGCACAAGUGACAAGUUUAAAUGUGGCAAACCAAGGAACAAGCAACAGCCUAUUCACCAGCUGGAUAAGGGCCCACGGAGAUGUGGAUUCUUACCAAGUCUUACUCAUUCAUGAAAACGUUGUCAUAAAAAAUGAAAGUGUUCCUAGCGACACCAACAAAUACCACUUCCAGUCUCUAAAACCUGGAGGGCUCUACUCAGUGGUUGUCACCACAGUUAGUGGAGGAGUAUCUUCAAGACAAGCAAUCGCAGAAGGGAGAACAGUUCCUUCCAGUGUAAGCGGAGUAACCGUGAACAAUUCAGGGCGGAGCGAUUACCUCAGUAUUUCCUGGCUGCCAGCUGUUGGAGAUGUAGACAGCUAUUUGGUAACACUCUCUCAUAAAGGGCAGACUGUUCAUACUGUCACCAUUGCAAAAUCUGCCAAUGAAUGUUCCUUCAACACCCUCACUCCUGGGCGACUCUAUGAUGUGACAAUAACUACAAAGAGUGGAAAAUAUGAAAAGCAAUCCUUCAGUCAGGAAAGAACAGUGCCUUCAAGAGUCCAGGGACUUACAGUGAGCAAUUCUGCAAGAAGUGACUAUUUAAAGGUGUCUUGGCAACACGCCACAGGAGACUAUGAUAAUUAUGAAGUGAUCAUCAAGCACAACAAUGACUUCAUCCAAACAAAAACCGUCCCCAAGGAUAAAAACGAAAGUGUGUUCACUAACUUGGUUCCAGGCAGACUUUAUAGUGUCACGGUCAGCACAAAGAGUGGAAAAUAUGAGACUAGUGAAAGGGCCAGUGGAAGGACAGUCCCAGAAUCUGUAAAGAAAUUGACUCUAAGUGGUAAAAGCACUGAAGAGCUGUAUAUUACUUGGUCCAAAGCUGAUGGUGAUGUUGAUCAGUAUGAGAUACAGCUUCUGUUCAACGACAUGAAGGUUUUCCCACCCAAUCACCUUGAGAACACCUUUGAAGAAUUCAGGUUCACAUCUCUAACUCCAGGACGCCUUUACAAAAUUGUUGUCAUCACAAUUAGUGGAAAAGCAGAACGAGCUACUUUUAUACAAGGACUGACAGUUCCAAGCGCUGUCAAAAACAUUCAUAUUUCACCCAACGGAAUGACGAACAGCUUGAAAGUGGUUUGGACCCAUGCAGGAGGAGAUGUUGAUUCCUACACGGUCACAAUAUUCCAUCAGAACCACCCCCUUGAUACCCAGACCGUUUCCAAAAAUGUGAACGAUCACACAUUUAACAAACUGGAAGCAGGGGAGCUGUACAAGGUUGUUGUACAGACAAGGAGCGGAACUUUGCACAACAACUCAACAGCCUUUGGGCGAACAAUCCCUGCUCCUGUUCAGAAAUUACAUGCAGACAAUGCAUACAGCAGUUACUCAUUGGUUGUAACCUGGCAAAGCGCUGCUGGUGUGGCUGAACGUUACGACAUCCUGCUUCUGACUGAGCACGGCAUCCCUCUGAGCAACAAAUCAGAGCCAGCUACUGCUAAGCAACACAAAUUUGAAGAUUUAACACCAGGGAAGAAGUAUAAAGUACAAAUAUUGACAGUCAGCGGUGGCCUCUUCAGCCGUCGGGCAGAAACUGAAGGCCGAACAGCUCCAGCAGCUGCCACAAAUCUGAAGGUCACAAAUACGACCACUGGGCGCCUGUCGUUUAGCUGGACAACUUCUCAGGGAGAGCUGGACAAAUAUGAAAUCUUUCUAUAUAAUCCAGACCAAUCUCUCCAGGACAGAACUUCUGGAGACCAGAAUCUCAAGCAGUAUUCUUUCCAGAACUUAGUACAAGGAAGGUUGUACAAAAUGGUGAUUGUUACUCACAGUGGCAAGCUUACUAAUGAAUCGUCCAUCUUUGGGAGAACAGUUCCAGCCUCAGUUACCAAUCUCAAAGGGUUCAAUAAAAACAUGACAGAGAGUCUGUGGUUUACCUGGGACCCAGCAGCAGGAGACGUUGACUCCUAUGAACUGAAUCUCUAUAACCCAAAUGGCACACAGAAAGAAGCACAGUACGGAAAAGACUUGACAGAUUGGCACUUCCAGGGCUUAGUCCCUGGCGGAAUAUACACCCUUGUUGUAGUUACCUAUAGUGGUGACCUGACCAAUACAGCAGAUACUAAAGGCAGAACAGUGCCAAUCCCUCCGAAUACAGUGUCAUUUGCUGAUGUCACCAACACUUCCUUGUCCAUCAUGUGGUUGGGCCCUCCUGACUGGACGGAUUAUGAUGACUUCGAACUUCAAUGGACCCCAAGGGAGACCCUCACAGUUUCCAAUCCUUACAGUAGUAGCAAAUCAAAAGGACGCAAAAUAAAUGGACUCCACCCAGGGAGACUGUAUCACUUCAGUGUUAGGAGCGUUAGUGGAAUCAUUCAUAAAACGUACAGUAAAUCACUUUCUGGAACCGUGAGAACAAGGCCAGACAAGAUACAAAGUUUGCAUUGCCGACCGCAGAACUCGACUGCCAUUGCUUGCUCCUGGAUCCCUCCUGACUCUGAUUUUGAUGGAUAUAGUAUUGAGUGCAAAAAAAUGGACACUGCGGAGAUUGAGUUCUCCAGAAGAAUAGAGAGGGAGAGAUCUGUGUACAACAUCAUGACCCUCGUUCCCCAUACAAGAUACUUGGUUUCCAUCAAAGUGCAGUCAGCCGACAUGACCAGUGAGGUGGUAGAAGACAAUACCAUCACUAUGAUAGACCGCCCUCCACCACCACCUGCACAUAUUCGAGUGAACAAAAAGGAUGCAGUCAUUACCAAAUCUUCCAUCCACUUCGCUUUCAAUUGCAGCUGGUUCAGUGACACCAAUGGAGCUGUGAAAUACUUUACCGUGGUUGUGAGAGAAGCUGAUGGCAGUGAAGAGCGGAAGCCAGAACAGCAUCACCCUUUGCCUUCUUACUUGGAAUACAAACACAACAACUCCAUCCAAAUCUAUCAAACAGAUUAUUUUGCAAGUAAAUGCACUGAAAGCCCUGACAGCGUUUCAAAGAGCUUUGAUAUUAAGCUUGGAGCAGAGAUGGAAAAUCUGGGAGGAAAGUGUGAUCCAAAUCAGCAGAAAUAUUGCGAUGGGCCACUAAAACCCAGGACUGCCUAUAGGAUCAGCAUCCGGGCUUUCACACAACUCUUCAAAGAAGACCUGAAGGAACUUCCUGAACCCCUAUUCUCUGAUACCUAUUUCUCUUUGCCAAUUGUUACCGAGUCAGAGCCCUCACUUGGAGUUGUCGAAGGGGUGAGUGCUGGUCUGUUCCUAAUAAUUAUGCUGGUGGCUGUCACUGCAUUGCUUGUCUGCAGACGAAAAGCAAAUAGUGGCCAUGAAAGACCAACGGUGAGAAUGAGUAUUCGCAGGGACAGACCGCUCUCUGUUCACCUGAACUUGGGACAAAAAGGGAGCCGGAAAGUGUCCAGCCCAGUAAAAGUCAGUCAGUUUGAAAUGCACUUCACCAAACUACAAGCAGACUCAAACUACCUCCUGUCAAAGGAAUAUGAGGAUCUAAAGGAUGUGGGUCGAAACCAAUUGUGUGACAUAGCACUUUUGCCAGAGAACAGAGGGAAAAAUCGAUACAAUAAUAUAUUGCCCUACGACACGACGAGAGUAAAACUUUCAAAUGUAGAUGAUGACCCAUGCUCUGACUAUAUCAAUGCAAGCUACAUCCCAGGCAAUAAUUUUCGCAGGGAAUAUAUCGCAACUCAAGGACCUCUGCCCGGCACAAAGGAUGAUUUCUGGAAAAUGGCAUGGGAACAGAAUGUUCACAAUGUUGUCAUGGUAACCCAAUGUGUUGAGAAGGGUCGGGUGAAAUGUGACCAUUACUGGCCCUUUGAUCAGGACUCCUUAUAUUAUGGAGACUUAAUAGUCCAGAUGCUAUCUGAGUCAGUACUCCCAGAAUGGACAAUAAGAGAGUUUAAGGUUUGCAGUGAAGAGCAGCUUGAUUCCUCUAGACUCAUUCGUCAGUUCCAUUACACGGUGUGGCCAGACCAUGGUGUACCAGAAACCACCCAGUCCCUCAUCCAGUUUGUGAGAACUGUACGAGAUUAUAUCAACCGAACACCCCGUGCAGGACCAACCAUAGUACACUGCAGUGCUGGAGUUGGAAGAACAGGCACAUUUAUUGCACUGGAUCGAAUUCUUCAGCAGUUGGACUCAAAAGACUCGGUUGAUAUUUACGGGGCUGUGCAUGAUCUGAGGCUUCACAGAGUCCACAUGGUCCAAACAGAGUGUCAGUAUGCGUAUUUACAUCAAUGUGUGAGAGAUGUCUUAAGAGCAAGAAAGCUACGCAGUGAACAGGAAAACCCAUUGUUUCCAAUAUAUGAAAAUGUGAAUCCAGAGUAUCACAGAGAUGCUGUUUAUUCAAGGCACUAAAACUCCAACAGAUUCCUGCUUGUUGCAGUUGUAUCUGUUGGUUUUUUUAAAAAAAAAUAUUUUAUGCACUACAGAAGUGCCAGACAUGUUUGAUACUGUGUAUAAUUUAUUAGUCUGGUGACAUUUUUAAAGUAUAUAAUUUAAAUAUAAUAGAUAUUGUUGUAUAUAAGUGUACUUUGCUAUUGUGUAAAUAUGUAUUUUAUCUAUAAUGUUUAUAUUAAGCUUCAGAUAAUACUAUUUUUCCAUGCUAAAGUUAUUUUAAUGAAUUCUUCCCUAUAAACUAUCUUUUGCUGAAUAAGUAGCAAGUUUUUAAGCAUGAGAGAAAAAUGUGUAACACAACACUUCCAGGCAUGGGUGGGCAACCAGCACACCUAGACUAGCUCCUCCUUGCAUCUAUGUUGUUAAGGGUUAAAAAUUAUUGAUCAUUCAAGAGCUGCAAAAGCAUGCAUAUUUCAUACCUUAUGAACUGUG
Messenger RNA from Podarcis raffonei (Aeolian wall lizard), 7223 nucleotides. It is a transcript of the gene PTPRB, whose product is annotated as protein tyrosine phosphatase receptor type B. The transcript is spliced from 34 exons. NCBI's taxonomy places the organism in Eukaryota, Metazoa, Chordata, Lepidosauria, Squamata, Lacertidae. Gene Ontology annotation, biological process: protein dephosphorylation; angiogenesis. The record is from RefSeq and is a predicted model, not a curated record. Bases 90 to 6752 code for a protein of 2220 amino acids. Gene Ontology annotation, molecular function: protein tyrosine phosphatase activity; cadherin binding.